Acanthocheilonema viteae is the source of this 2019-nucleotide messenger RNA. NCBI's taxonomy places the organism in Eukaryota, Metazoa, Nematoda, Chromadorea, Rhabditida, Onchocercidae. The record is from the annotation of a GenBank genome assembly.
AUGAUCGACAAAUCGAUCGCUUUACAACAUUCACAACAAACGCUGUCACCACCACCUCAAAACGAACUUAGCCUGCUUUACGAAAUGACCGGACCACUGGAACAGUGCAGAUCUAUCAUGGUAACAAAGAAAAAGAAAAUGACGGAGUCAAAUAAGGCAGAUGAAAGGAUAAAUUCCGAAUAUGAAGAAAAUGGUAAAUGUGAUCCAAUGGAAGAAACUGCUUCAAGUAAGCAUGAGGUUAGGUCCUCUACGAGGAAGCAUAAACGAAAAAAAUCCAAAAAACAUAUUACUCGUCCACCACCAUGUUUUGAAAAUGUAGAAGUGGCGACAAAAGAAUCAAUAAUGACUUUCGAGGACUUUGGUUUGGAUGAACAGUUAUUAAAAGUUAUUGGUGAGCUCGGUUGGGAACGUCCGACAUUGAUUCAAAGCCGAAUGAUACCUGCUGCUUUUGAAAACAAGAAUAUUAUUGCACGAGCGCGCACGGGUAGUGGUAAAACAGCUGCAUUUAUGCUUCCUAUUGUACAAAGGGUGUUACAAUUGAAAUGUAAUUCUUCAAGUGGCGCAGAUGCUGGUCCGUUUGCGCUUUUCAUUGUGCCUUCAAAAGAGCUAGCCAAACAGACUUAUUCAUUGCUGUGCAAAUUAACAGAGAAGUUCCCAUUCUUACUGUCACUGAAUUUCGCAGAACUGAAUGUAAAUACUGAUGACGACUGGCUUUUGAAGAAACCUGAUUUUGUUGUUUCUACUCCUAGUCGAUUUUUGCACGCUCUGAGGAAGUAUGAGAAACCAUGCGAAUCAGUUAAGCAUGUUGUCCUGGACGAAGCUGAUUUGCUAUUGUCAUUUGGUUAUGCUGAGGAAAUGAGGCUGAUAAAAAAUUUUCUCCCUGCACACCAUCAGACAAUUUUUACUUCAGCAACAAUGACUGAAAAAGUAGAAGCACUUAGAGAGCUCUACGUGACUGGUUCAAUUGUUCUAAUGAAAUUGAAGGAGGGACAAUUACCGGAUAGUGACCAGCUUUCACAAUAUCAUAUUUCUUGUCAAAAUGAAGAGGAACGCUUCGCUAUCUUUUUGGCAUUGUUAAAGUUAAAAUUAAUUGUUGGCAAAUCGAUCAUCUUUGUCAAAGAUACUAAUCGUUGUUAUCAACUUGGACUUUUUUUGCAAGCAUUCAAUAUUCGAUCUUGCAUUUUGAAUGCACAGAUGCCAAUUAAUAGCCGUUGUCAUGUAGUGGAACAGUUUAAUGAAGGACGAUAUUCCUAUGUCAUCGCCUCUGAUAUAAAUGAUGUAUCCGGCGAAUCACAUGCAGUGAUGGAAGAUGAAAAUGAAGAGAUGUCUGAAAUAAAAAAUAUACGGAAAAAGAAACGGAGACGUAUUGACAAAGAGUCGGGAGUUUCACGAGGAAUUGAUUUCCACCACGUUGCAAAUGUCAUUAAUUUUGAUUUUCCUACAUCGCUUAACUCCUACAUACAUCGUGUGGGCAGAACUGCUAGAGGAUGGAAUAAGGGCUGCGCAUUAUCAUUUGCUUCACCGCAAGAAAAGCCUUUUUUGGAAGAAAUUCAGGAAGGAAUUAAUGCGCAAUUAGGACAUCGCGCAAUUACUCCUUACGAAGUUCGCAUCAAAGAGCUAGAAUCAUUCAUGUUAAGAGCUCGAGAAGUACUCGCAGCUUGCACCAAGACUGCAGUCAGAGAAGCUAGAUUAGCGGAAAUACGAGCGGAAGUAUUACGUUCGAAACGACUGGAAACUUAUUUUGCUAAGAACCCUCGUGAAAGGGCAGUUCUGGAACACGACAAAAAGUUAUUCUCUGUUAAUCUUCAUAGUCCUGCUAUUGCCGAUGUUCCGGAUUAUAUGGUUCCACCGUCACUGCGAGGAAUAAAUUAUCGAAGUGAAUCAGAGAAGAAGGAAGGAAGACGAAAACGUAGAAAGCAAAUGCGCCCAACUGCACACCAAAUAAAAUAUCGAAAGAAAAUAGAAGACCCACUGCAAAAGGAUCUCUUAAUGAUAGCUGAUGAAGAACUAGCUGAUUGA